AGCCCAUUUGCUGGUCGGUCGGCCCGCCAUCGCCAUGGGGGUAGGUAGCUUAGUUGACAAUCAAGCUCAAAUAAACGCGUUCCUUGAAAUACAAAUGAAAACCCAAAUGAACGUAUAUAUACCCAUACCCUCCAACCAAAUCUUUUCUACCUCUCUAUUCAAUUCAACAACUUUCAACUACAGAUAUUUCAAGAUUAUGGCUCAAUCAGCAAGUAAUGCCGGGAAGAAGCUCAUCAAAAUUGAUGUGACAUCAGACAGUGUAUGCCCAUGGUGUUUUGUGGGCAAAAAGGGUCUAGACAAAGCUGUAGCUUUAUCGAAAGAUCAAUACAAUUUCGAGAUUAAAUGGCACCCGUUUUUACUUGACCCUUCUGCACCUAAAGAAGGGGUUAACAAGAAAGAUCACUACAAAAACAAGUUCGGUUCUCGUGCUGAUCAAAUGCAUGCUCGUAUGACUCAGGUUUUUAAGGGGCAUGGAUUAGAUUAUGACUUGUCUGGUCUCACUGGAAGUUCUUUGGAUAGCCACAGGCUCAUACUUUUUGCAGGGAAACAAGGGCUUGAUAAGCAGCAUAAUCUUGUGGAAGAGUUGAUGAAUGGGUAUUUUACACAGGGGAAGUUUAUUGGUGACAAGGAGUUUCUUGUGGAGUCUGCAAGGAAAGUUGGGUUAGAAGGAGCAGCUGAGUUUCUUCAAGAUCCAAACAAUGGACUUCAAGAGGUUAAUGAAGAACUCGGGAAGUACGCAGCCAACAUUUCGGGCGUCCCCCAUUAUGUGAUUAAUGGAAAGCAUCAGCUGAGUGGCGGCCAACCUGCGGAAGUAUUCCUCAGAGCUUUUCAAGUGACUGCUAAUUGACCGAUUUCAUCUAGAAUGUACUCAUGUUCUUAUAUACAUGUAUGUGUGUAAUAUGUCACUCUUUCUGAACUUUGAACACUAUCUGAUCUGUUCUUAAGCAUCGGUAUUUUGUAUCUUCUCUACUUCGAAUAAUUUCUGUUUUGUUUCUGCUACGCUUAAAUCAUAAUCGUAUAUUGCUCAUCGCA
Molecule: messenger RNA, 1032 nt
Organism: Helianthus annuus (common sunflower)
Lineage: Eukaryota; Viridiplantae; Streptophyta; Magnoliopsida; Asterales; Asteraceae
Exons: 8
Coding region: 35-847 (270 amino acids)
Molecular function (GO): oxidoreductase activity
Source: RefSeq, a predicted model, not a curated record